AAAUUCAAGGAGGCUAAAACAAGAAGAAACGUGAGUUCCAAAUCACAAAUAUGUUGUAUUCUAUUCUUAAAUGAAAUCCCUUGAAUUUCUCCUUCUAAUUUGUAGAUAUCCUUCAAAAAUUCCUCUAAUUUCAAACCAUUUAAACAUGAAUAUCCUAUUAUUAUAUUCUUUUUUUUUUUGGUUCCAUUAUAAGUUGGUUUGCCGCGCUACCUCUCCACUCUUUUUCUCCGUUACCCCCCAAAUCAAAAUCAACCUUUUUAGGGUUUCCAUUUUUUUAUUAAUUAAUCAAUUUAUCUAACCCGAUUUCCUUUAUUUUUUAAUCUUUGUGCUGCAAAAUCAUCAUAUGUUCGGUGGCUUAAUCUAAUCUCUUACUUCUCAUUUUAUUUUUGUGAGACGUAUUUUCUGGGGGAAAGCUGGAAUGUGAAAAGCUUCGUUAUGUUAAAGAAGCAAAGCAGCGGUGUUCGUUUCUUGUUCAAUCAAAUCUCUAGUUUUAACCGUGACGGAAAAGUUCGGUUCAUGGCGAUUUUAGCACGUAACGAUUUGUUUUCAAAGCAACUCCACACGUUGCCGAGCGACCAACGCCGUUGCUUCCAGUUCCUCGGCAAACUUGAUUCCCUUGAAAAUCACAAUGUCGGCCGCGGUUUCAAGUUUAACAGACCCGCCGCUGGCUUCAAUUUGACUCUCAAAAGUUGUUUCCAGGAUUCGCCUGGAACCUGGGAUCAGAAGGCACGCGCCUUUGCUCCCCAGUUGGCGCGUCAUUUAGAAAUUAUUAGCGAUAAUGAACCCCCCAAAAUGGCGAAAUCGACGACUGAUACUGGUGGCGCGUGUCAAAGAGGGAAGCCUCUUGACUUUAAUGACAAGCCUUUGCCUGAAAAGAUUGCGGUCGCAGUCGAUGUCGACGAAGUACUAGGAAACUUUGUGUCGGCUUUGAACAGAUUUAUAGCGGAUCGUUAUUCGUUGAAUCGUUCAGUUUCAGAGUACCAUGUUUACGAGUUUUUCAAGAUAUGGAACUGUUCUCGUGAUGAAGCUGAUAUCCGUGUCCAUGAGUUCUUCAAGACACCAUAUUUCAAGAAAGGUAUUCACCCCAUCCCAGGUGCUCAGGCGGCACUUCAUAAGUUAUCAAGACUUUGUAACCUGUCAGUUGUAACUUCUCGGCAGAAUGUGAUUAAGGAGCAUACAAUUGAGUGGUUAGAGAGGCACUUUCCUGGACUUUUCCGGGAGAUUCACUUUGGCAACCAUUUUGCUCUUGAUGGCGAGUCUAGACCUAAGUCAGAAAUAUGUCGGCUGUUAGGAGCCAAGAUUCUGAUUGAUGAUAACCCAAGAUAUGCUGUUGAGUGUGCCCAAGUUGGAAUCAGAGUUCUGCUUUUUGAUUAUGAGAACUCAUAUCCUUGGUCUAAGACAGAGUCAAUUGAUCAGCAUCCUUUGGUGACUAGAGUACAUAAUUGGGAAGAAGUGGAGCAACAGAUAGUGUCUUGGAUUCUUAGUUCUUCUAUUCUGUAAGAUGGACUCUAUAGAGACUCCCACUUGAUAUACCUUAAACAUUUGAUAGUGCUGAAAAAUUCAGGCGUAUUAUUGAUUUGGAUGAAUCAACCACAAGGAGACCAGCCAACGUAGGGUCAUGGGGUCUGCAUUGACUUUGCGGACAAAGCUGGAAAAAAUAUGGAUGAAAUAAAGCAUUUCAUCUUGAUUUGCACGAUGCAGGAAAAGCAGUUGUCAAAUCGGUAAAACAUCAAUGUAAUUGGAAGUUCAUUACUUCUGGAGGUUACUUCAUGAUUGUAAUCCAAGAAGCAACAGUUUGUUUUUAGCUAUGCUUUAUCCUGUCCAGUUUGAGUCAGGGAGAAAGCCACACUAGGCAAAGGAGUUGCAGAUUUUUCAGUAGCUCAAGUAUUUGCAGUGGCCAGCCUGUGGUAGUGUCUAGUUUUCUGCAUUGUUUGUACUCGAUCCUGAUAAUUUCCCGUUUAAUCAGGCCAGAAUUCUGAUGUAGGAGAAGUAAUGGACAUGCGUAUAUUAAGGUUGGAGUUGAAGUUGUCAUUGACAUUGCAUUCAGUUGGAAUGCUGAUUGAAAUUGUCAUUUAAUAGUAGUUUAACUUAAA
This is a messenger RNA of Theobroma cacao (cacao), 2093 nucleotides long. RefSeq names its product Haloacid dehalogenase-like hydrolase (HAD) superfamily protein. Lineage: Eukaryota; Viridiplantae; Streptophyta; Magnoliopsida; Malvales; Malvaceae. The record is from RefSeq and is a predicted model, not a curated record. Gene Ontology annotation, biological process: deoxyribonucleotide catabolic process. Gene Ontology annotation, molecular function: 5'-nucleotidase activity.